This is a messenger RNA of Thamnophis sirtalis, 4543 nucleotides long. The record is from RefSeq and is a predicted model, not a curated record. NCBI's taxonomy places the organism in Eukaryota, Metazoa, Chordata, Lepidosauria, Squamata, Natricidae.
UACAGAGGGUGGGAGGUAUGCAGGAGUAUGGGGAAGGGCUUGGGAGGUCCGAAACAGGUCUGGCAUGAGUUGCAGUGCUGCAGUGCGAUGUAAGCAAGGGGAGGCCAAGGAGAGAAUACAUUGCAGCUCAAGGACUUUUUGGUGUUCUAUGAUUCUAGGCCUGUAAAAAUUCCCUAAGCAGUAGCUAGCCAAAAGCAGCAGCUGCCCCUCGAAGCUUCAGCUAGCCCAAUCUAGCCCAGUAGUGCAGUAAAAUACUCUAUGACUGCCAAAUGUCAUGGAAGAUCCAAUAGCAUGGAGCAAAGCAGCCUCCCUCACCCCAGGAAGCUCCAACUGCCCCAGGAAGCCCCAGCCCAGCUACCCUGGCCCAGCUGCACAUACUGCCUUGCACCCCGAGACCCCUGCCAGCCUGCUCUCUGCCAUACCAGCUAACUGUCACCAUCUUCUUCAUCCUGCCACUGUGGCUAAGGUCUGCAUUUUGCAAUGCAGCUGCUGGCCAUGUCAAGCCUCAUUCCCAAGGCCGUUUAUGCCAUUCUUCAAAUUGCUUAUGGUCUUGUCCAAAUCAGGUGCAGCCUCUGUGGAAAGCUUCAGGGCCUUGCAAGAAACAUUCAUUCAUUCAUUCAUUUCAUUCAAUUUAUUAAUAAAUUCCUUUAAGGUUUGAUGGGUAAAGAGCUUGAAAGAAAAUUUGGAACUUUGUUACUAUAUAUACUAGAACAAAGCCUUGUGAAAAGGUUGCAAAUGAUUUGGACAAGGCUGCACAUGGCCUCUGGAAGGCCUGGCAUGACCUGCAUUUGCCUCAGAAAGGACCAGACUGGACAUGCUUAGCAGCAUGAGCAAGAAGAUGGCGAAGGUUAGCUGGGGUGGCAGGGGCCCUAAAGCACAAGGAACCCAAAGUGCUUAGAUAGCAGAGAGGGGAGAUAGGCAGUGGCAGGAAUUGAAGUGAUUCUGCAUUCCUAAAUGAGUGGCAGGCACCCUAAUUUUGAUGAGGUGACCAUGGGUGCUGCAGUAGUCAUAACUUUGGGGACCAAUCAUAAGCCCUUUUUUUAAAAUAGUUGCAGAAUAAAUGGCUAUUAUUUGAGGAGUUACCUGUAGAAACAUUAAUUCCCUUUUUCUAAUUAUCCCAGCAUCCAUGUGAGAUUUCCAAAGGGUACAGGAGUGAAGGGCAUGGAAAGCAUAGUUGAAGUCAUAUGAUUUCCCACUUAUCGACUGCUUUGUUUUACGACAGAGCUCCCAAUUCCAACUGUGGUUGCUAAACAAGAACUACUUGUAGACUGCUUGGCCAUUAUGCUCAGAAUAGUUUGCCCAUUUCAGAGAUAAGAGCAGAAUAUAACAUAUUCAAUUUGGAUUUAACAUCAGGCCAUAGUUUACAUGGAAACAUAGGAGAAAAAAAGCAUAUUGCAUAGAACUCUCACCCAUAUCAUACACUGGCAGUUGACCUACUGGCCUGUUUGACUAUUUUGCUAGCCAAUAAAGCAAUAAUGUUACAGGAAAUCACUGACAGGAGUGUUGUUUUCAGGAGUUAAUGAGGGAGUUUAUCGGUUCAUUACUCUUUCUGCAGCUUGGAAUUUGGCUUAUUGCAAACGAGCUAUAUUGCAGCCUUUCCCAAUUUGGUGCUUUUCUGUUCAGUUGGGCUACAGUCCUCAUUCUGAUUGCACAGCACUUUAGGGCACCAGGUGAAGGAUGACUGCUGGAUAGAGUAUGUAUAAUAUGACUGUUCUUACAUUAGGAUAAAGAUUUCUAUUCUAAGCUGCUUAGAGUUCAGGCUGGGAGUGGAGAUAAACCUAUUAUCAAAUAUUACAAUGAAGAGUAGAAACAUAUUGCAUACAGAAAACAGAAUGCCAGACUAGGGUAGGACUUCGCUCUAAUCAAGUCUCUAUUUGUGCAGGAUUUCUUUUAAAGAGAGAGAGAGAGAAAAAUAGCAAUGUGAAAAUGUUUUGAAAUUCUUUGAAAACUGUAUUUUUUUAUAUUUAGACUACGUAAUGUAUAGAUUAGUAUCUUGAUUUCACUGCAAUUUAUCAAACAUUAGUUUGCAAAAGUUAAUAAAUCCUGAUCAUAAUAUUGUAGAAUUACAAAAUAACAACCAAAUCAGGGAAAAGCCAACACCUUCCCCCCCAAAAGGAUUAUUAUUAAAUAAAGUUCAAAGAAAAACAGCAGGGCCUUAGCAAAUCUUCAUGAUAUUGUGCCACUUUUUGUACAUACUUCUAAUUACGCAAAAAUAGAGAAUCUCUGAUAACCAAUUUUCCUCAAAUUGUUUGCAAUAGGAAUAGGAGAAGAAAAGGGAAGUCUUCCUCCAUACCUCUCUUUCCACAAGAACCCAGUCUCCUUGAAAAAUUAUUCUGUAAAGGAUGAAUAAAUUGAGCAGAUUGUUUGAGAAAUGUAUCCUUUGCAUGUUCACUGGGAAUCAAGAUACUUGGAACACUAAAUAGACCAAGCAGCUUCUUUCAUUUUUAUUAUUAGAAUAUUUCUUGAUACAUUGUUUCUCUGUUUUUCUAGGAUGGGAUGAACAUGUGUAUGUUCAUGCAAAACAUCUUAACCAGGCUCAUGAGGUUACCUCUAAUCACAGCUGCAUUAGUUCAAGGGAAAGCUCUAGGUGGAGGAGCAGAACUAACUACUGCAUGUGAUUUUAGGUUAAUGACUCCAGAGAGUGAAAUUAGAUUUGUCCACAAGCAGAUGGGCUUAGUGCCAGGUUGGGGGGGAGCUGCCAGGCUUACCCAAAUCCUUGGCAGCAGCUCUGCCCUCAAGUUGCUGAGUGGUGCUGUGAAACUGGAUCCACAGAAUGCCCUUCAUAUUGGGUUGGUAGAUUCCAUCUUGUCCUCAUCUGAUGAACACGAGUCUCUGAGAGAAAUGCAUACAUGGCUUAAGCUAUAUACCACAGGCCCUGCUGAAGUCAUUCAGGCCGUGAAGAAAGUUGUUUCAGCAGGAAGAGAGCUACAAUUAGAAGCUGCCUUGAGGAGAGAAAAAGAGAUAUUUGGAAGAGUUUGGGGUGGUCCUGCUAAUUUGCAGGCAUUGGCUCAGAGAACAAAACAUAAAUGAGACAAUUUUCAUCUGACUUUCUUCAACUAAAACAGCUGCUGCCAAAGACGACUGGUGGGAAACUUUCCAAAUAUUAUGAACUCAGUAGGUGUUAGCCUUAUUAGGACAGCUCUCCUGGAAUGCCACUGGCACUGCACUGACAAUUAGAGGUGCCACACCAGGUUUUUUUCAACAAUGCUCUCAUUUUCUGGUCUUGCUUGUUUUUUUUUCUACAGAACCCCACCCUGAUGGUACCACUUAAUAUGAACCCAUUUGGAAAUUAAUGUGCAUAAAGUGGUAUGCUUUUAUAAUGUAAGAACCGUAAGACGUGACAAAAUAAUUUUCCUCAAUUUUUAAAUGCUGGCAUUAUGUGUGGUUUGUAUAUAUAGAUUUUGUGUUGAGAAGUUGCUUUUUUUUUUUAGACAGGCUUAGUUGACAUUGGUAACUUCAAAUCUCAAUCACUCUUGCAGAUAAACACAAAUAAUUUUUGAUUCGUACAUGUCAUACUUUUGAAUAACUAGCUCACUGUGAAUUGACUCACAACCCCAAAUCAAAACUGAACAAUGCCAAAUGCUUUUUCUUCGUAUUGUAAAUUGUUCCUUCUAUAUUUAUAAGCAAAGCUCCUGCCUUCAAGCCUCACAUCUAAUUACUGGAUUCUUGAUCUGUGAACAGAACUCUUGGAGACAUUCAGUUUCAUUGUAAACUUAUCUUCACUUUAUAUUUUAUAAAGUUGAAGUAAUGAAGAAAUAUUCACUUGGAUGUAUGGCAAAAUGUGACAUUUUUGAUAUUUGUAUACUAGUUGCAACAUCUAUGAAAUUUGUUUAAUGGCUUGAAGUCUAUGCAGCACAUAGAGGUAGUACCAACAAUCUAAAGAUAACAUUCCAUUGACCUUACCUGUGCUAAUUAGCUUGUAUGAAGCAUCUUGGAUGAACCAGUGUUUUUCAGCUGUCUAUAUUCACACAUUUACUUGACAUAUGUCAUGGUACAAGUAAAGUAUAUGCUGUAGUUCUCAGUACAUUCUACAUAUACCAUGUUUGGCUUACAUUAGCUGGUCAGACAUAAUAGUGUAAACAAGCCUAUGCAACAUUUCUGAUGCACUUCCCAAAAUGCUUUGGAAUACACGUCAUAGUAAAUAGAACACUUGAAUAUGAUUUUUUCCAACAGAAGUUCAUUUUCCCAGGAUAUUGUAGCAGUUGGGUUCUGUGUUUUCUGAAGGACUAUUUUGGAAUCAAAUCCAAACAACUGCAUAACUUUAAAAUUAAUUUUGAUGAAUAAGCUUACACUAUAAUAGUAUUCAACAAUCUAGGCAUCUGUUGAGGGAGUAAUGUCUUUACUUAUUCGCUGACGCAGCAUAAAACACAGCUGCAUACAUAUCUACUCUAAUGUAUCAGUAUAUUCCAUUGAACUUCCUACUAAAAGGAAAAUGUGUAUAUAAUGUUACAGCUGUGCUCUAGUUCUUAGAUGUUAAAGUUUGAAGUAGUGGGGGAAUUCAUCAAUCUAGAUUACCUUAACAGACCUCUGUUAAAUAUUAACU